Messenger RNA from Aplysia californica (California sea hare), 4420 nucleotides. RefSeq names its product serine-rich adhesin for platelets. NCBI's taxonomy places the organism in Eukaryota, Metazoa, Mollusca, Gastropoda, Aplysiida, Aplysiidae. The transcript has 7 exons. The record is from RefSeq and is a predicted model, not a curated record. The coding region runs from base 415 to 3108 and encodes 897 amino acids.
ACCACGGUUUUUCAAGAAGCACGUUUUGGGAAACUGAAGACGGUUGCUCCGAGAUAAGACCGGAUGCACAGUGACAUACAGCGCGUUUAGGUGUGAGCGCGCCCUGUGGGAUGUGUGAGUGAGUUGGACAGCCGAACUGACUGAGGUUAGGCCUACCACGCUUUUUUUCUGAAGGUUAUAACGGGAUUUUGGCUCCGUAUGGAUGCCGCCAAAAAGACUGUGGAUAUCCUUACAGCUUGAGAAAUUUUCGAAGUGAUCUCACUGAAGCCUUAAUUCAGUUUUUUCAAUUUCAAAAUUAGCGGAAUGAGAUAGUGGCUCUUGAAGACAUGACAAGGCGUCUGUGUGGAUUAUGACAGUGAGAUAGGCUCACUUAGAGUGUUGGAGUUGUCCAAAAGUACACGACCACGCCUCAAAAUGGUGAAAAGUCUAGGUCUGUUCCUACCCUGGGUGUUCCUGCUCUCGGUGUUUGCACAGACUCCAUCAGGCCCAUGCGAGGACACACUGACGUCUGUGACAAUGGAGGUGUCAUCGGUCCUCCUCUCCACCAUCUGCCGCGACAACAGCACCACAUACCUGGUUCUCACCUGUGGCACCUCUCGCUGGGAGGAAAGUAUACGAGGAUUUUGCAGUAGUUUCGACUUGAAUAUUGCACAAGCUAAAAUGAGCCAUGUGCUGGAGACCCCAGUGCUAUCCCUCCAGAUGAUCAAAGGGGGAGAAACUCUGGACGCGGCAAGAGUACUGGUUCUUGGCGCUGAUCAGCUCGGUCGUCACAAGAUCUCGGUCUGGGGGCACCACAACACCAGAUUCGUUCUCAGUAUUAGCAGAGUGUGUUCGGGUGGUCUGGAUAACGUGAUGAGAAAAUCACUGUCUUCGACUGACCGAGCAGACAAUAGUAUUUCCAAUGACGGGUUACGUCAUAAACCAAAUGCGUCACUUUUCGAGCCUCAGGUGCCUACGAUAAGUGCCAGAAACAUAGGGAAACCUGAAGAUUUCUUUGGGAAGAGUGAAGUCUCAAAGAAAUUGCCUAGUGGCAGAGCCAGCGCAGAAGUCGUAAAUGAGGCUGACGUCAUACAAGAUUCAAGGUCCAAACAAUCACAGUCAAGGAACGAGUCAAUGCCGCGGGUUGGGCCAAAAAGAGAUAGGGGAAGCACAACUCCAAGCAGCUUGGCAAUAGCUAAGCUUCAGUGGAUGGAAAAGAAAAGGGUUGAAUUCGAAAGGAGAAUGGAGUCUUUCAGAAAUUUUGUGCCUAGUAGUGAGACUGGCGCUUCUGAUAGUGAUAGACCGCAGCAAGAUUCACCUCAAACUCGUGAUUAUUCUAGUCUUUCUCUUGACUCGGUACAUUUGAGACCAAACUCGUCUCAUUUGAGUUAUCGAGAACAAUACUUUCUGCAAGAAGAGAAACAGUCACGUAUGGAGAACCUAAAGAAAUCUAAAAGUCGAUUUCACAAAGCAAAUCCCUCUGGAAACGUUCACACUCUGAAUGAGAGAAAGAUGCAGGCGAACGUGAAGUCUGAUCCAGUGGAAUUAUCUUCUGGUCUCGCUGGUGACGUACAAAACGACCAAGGAAUCCAAGAGCCCAUUAUGGACUCACAAAAAGUAGAUGAAACAAACUUAAGUGUGGACAAGUCCAUACAUUCACAAGUUGGACCGUUCAAAACGUUUCCUGAUUCGGAAUCUUUGAAUUCCACAAAUCUUUUACCAGAGGAACCUGUGGCUUUCGUAAAUGAUACAGACAGUGCUGCUUUAGAUAUUUCCAAAAUGACAGACAGCCGAGUUUCAUCUAGUGUCAACGUAAGUCUAGUGCCAUCUGUUGCAAUCGUCCCACUUGUAACGAGCUCUGUUGAGUCCGAAAACCCGUCUAGCAGCAGAGACAGGGCCGCCUUGACACCACUUGUUUUGUCUUUGCCUAUGUCUGAGAUAAGAACAAGAGAAACUGUAGGGGAUUCUCUUGGUCCGGCUGCCUUUAUCCCUUCUCUUGUGCCUUCAGCCAUACAGGCUUCUCAGGAGGUCGAAUCCUCACCCACAUCCCUUGUGGUGAAUAUCAUUACCCCGAGUGUUACUGCUGAAGCAAUUUUUGGAAUCAAUUCAAGUGAAGACGGAAACGACGCAGGUGACAGUCUGUCUUCCAAUGUUGGGGCGGCACAAAGCACUGAGCCUCCAGUGACUUCUCCAGCUAUUUCAGCAUCUAUAGCACCGUCAUUUUCAGACAAAUCAAGUGUGCUGAAUUCUGUUUCUCCAAAUACACAGGCUACCCCUCCUCCUUUCUCAAAACCUACUGUUCUUCCCAAUGUUCAAGUACCCAGUACUGCAGCUCCAGUCAAACCAGCGCCCUCUAUACCUCCAUCAUCUUGGCAACAUGCCAAACCUUCAGUGGCGCCUCUUCCUCGUGUUAAUACAAACACCGUUCCUGGAACGAGUGAGGUCGCCCCUAAUAAGAUCUCUCCUUCACCAACUGUGUACACGCCACCACCUACUACUCAGUCACCUCCUGACCCAAAACUAUCGACAUCUGCUGGAAGCAAUAUUGAACAAACUUUUCCUCCGUCGCUCGUGCCCUCGACUUCCGCUUCAUUGAUAGGAAAUUUACAGCAAGCUUCCAAUCCUACACCACCUCCUUCCUCGUUUCGUGGAGUUGAUGUUUUCGUUUCUUCUGAAGACUUCCUAGAGGCUUCAGAUACACCUGCUCUGCUUCCACAGCCGUCGCAAACUACAACAAUGUUUUCGAAUAAUGGCUUAGCCAGUAAGGAGAUCACGGACUCCAUCACGGCUAACCAACCCCGGGAUUCGUUUACGUCAGCUACAGACAGCGUAUCAACUGUCACCUUGGCGUCGGGCUCAACUAGCAGUAGCAGCAGCAACGACGGGGAGAACGAAGACGAGGAUGACCUCGGCGGUGACGCCCUUUGGCCCGUGAUUGCCGCGCUGGUGGUCGGCAUUCCCUCCGUUGUCGUGUUCGGCAUCGCCAUCACUGUCAUCCACAGACGCAGACGACCGAACCCUCAGAAAUUCUUUUCCAUGAAGACUUUGAGGACCCCUCAAAGUGGCAGCAGAGACAGCAACACCCCUCGCUCCAGCAUGGCGGCCGCUCGCUCCUCCGUGGAAGUAUGACAACCAAUGGAUCAUCAUCAUAGUUCUUGUUAGGAAUGACACAACUGGUUUAUCUGCGGUGUGGAUGAUGACUACUAAGCGGAAGAAGACAAUCUUGUUGAAGCCACGCGAAAACUGGUCCAGUCUGAGAUUUAUAAACUUCAAAACAGCACCGUAUUUUGUUGCUUAGGUUUAGAAAACACUACUAUUCGAAAUGGAUUUUAUACCUUAAAUAUGAAUACAAGAAUUAAUAGAAAUUAUCAAAGAUGUUUGUCGUUCAGGUUUUUAAAAAAUCUACUUGAAGUAAUAGAAUUAUUUGAUGAAAUACAACAGACAAAUCAUUGGUUGGGAUAUAGUACACUGUUUUCUGUAUUACUCUAUUAUUGUACCUUUAAAUAGUAUAUGCAGAGUGCGAUAAAAGUAGGAAAAACAAAUCAUCGGCAGUAUUUGCUAAAUCUCUUAUUUCCAGUCUGAGAAAUGCCUACAACAAAGAAAAGGGAGGGAGGGAGAGUAGGCUGCGUUAUGAAAUCAGGAAGUGCUCCACAGCGCUUAACUUCACGACGGUUCACAGGUUCCACGCUCAUAACUCUCACUGUUGAAGAUUGAUGACGUAUGCUGGUAAUGAAUGUUUUAAAGAGCGCAGGUGUUAAAUCUAAGUUGAAUGAGGAGGUUUUUAGUUUUUGUUUUUGUUUUUAUUUUUUUAAUUCAUAAAGAAUCAAUCAUUGGUGUGAUGUGUUUGUCGAAUUGUUCAAACAGAAAUGAAUCGCUUUACCAAAAGUUGCCUUGGGAGUACAUGUAUACAUGUACUUGCUUUCGUGUGUCUUUCAUUAUGCUCUGCGGUCAUGCUGUUGUUUCCAGAUAUAGAAGUUUCAAACAUCGUUCUAACCUUGGCUCGGGAAGUGCUUCAACAGUUAACGAUGCCAAUGAUUAAUGUUUGAAGAUGCAAAUAGCAUUUGGACUUAAAGCAUGCACCGAUACCUGAAAUACGUAGUACCAAAACAGGAGCAGAAUGUAAGAGCAGAACUCUACAGAAGAAUGUCGCACACCUCCAGAGUUUUCACUAGCACUCCUCUUCCGAGAUCGGCAAAGAAUUACUGAAAGUAUGCCCAGAAAAAUCUUACAAAUCGUCUCUGCUCAUCAGUACACGUGAACGGGCCUCAGUGUUUCAGUAAUAAUAAUAAUAUGUGCCAACUUAAAGCUAAAUAUAAUCUUUAUGUUUAACUAGAAAAAUAAGACACAGAGGCCGGCUUGUGAGACUAAGACAAUGUAUUUGCAUAACUGUUAGCAGUCGUCUGAAUUCGAUCGAAUUAUAUUAUUAUGUCUCAACUAGCCU